GAUAUAUCACUUGGGGCAGCUCGCCCGGUGUAACGUCCCGAUUAAAGCCUCAUAUAUCCCUCUGCGGGCCUGCGGUUGCCUCUGAUCCCUUCAUGUGACCUGCCAAUGGUAUGUGAGAUCUCGUGUGAAUUGGUCCACCGAUGUAGACCUGGUCAGUUCCAGCUGACAAGUGACCUCCGUGGCCUCUAGUCAUAACCCCGUCGCUGACUAGUCAUCGGGCAGAUAUAUAACAACCACCCUUUGCCCUGAAGAACCCCAUACUGCCCUUCGUCCCUUCGGACGCAUGUCUUCUGACGAUGCUCCAUCACCAUAUCAUUCUAAGCACACAGCAUCCAGUUUUGUCGACGUUAUCCGGUCACUAGGUGUUGCCCGCCCGAAGUCGCUUUCCCCGGUCUCGCUACAGGACAGCAGCGAUUCUCUCUCACUGUCAACGGAUGGACGCAGAAGCAGUCGGAUUGCGCUGGGAUUCGAAUCAAUGCAUCGUGGUAGCGUCGUGUCUAGCUCCUCCGACCCCUCGGGUGCGCGGGACUUCGAUACGUCCGUCCGAACAUUGGCGCAGAGGCAAUCUUUAGGUCAUGCCAUUGACGAGGCGGAGCAGAUAUCGAAGUCGCUUCAGUGGUUUACCCCGGAACAGUCUCUCGCUUUCUGGGAGGCUGGAACGUAUCUAUUACACCAUGAAAGCUCACCGGAAGCCCGGCGGAGUGGUUCGGUGUUGCUAGAGGCCGUUGCGGCCCGGCAAGAUCUGUCUCCAGCAGCGCGACGUAUCAUCUUUGAGUCGAUCUCAAGCCCCUCGGAAAACGAUGUUAUCCCCGCACGUAUCCAGUCCUUGAUAGCCCUAUCUGAUCAUGGCAGAAAACUGGAGUUUGCUACCUCCUCUGUGCUCCCUGUGAUAUCGUCUUGUCUGGUCCCAUUGUAUGAACUGAUCUCAACCGCACGAUUAAAAGCAAGAAAGUCGAAAGUCGGGAAGACAAAUGGGCUAGGAUACGAUGGAGCGGUCUUGGAUGACCUACUGCAGUUUGCAGUCGACCUAAUCACCCUGCAGCGGAAGCCACCGAGCAGUGAAGAAGUUCAGAUCUUGCUGGAACAGAUUUUUACCAUCUGCAGAAAGACGAGCGUUGCUGGUGAUAUCAAGAACUCACUGAGUGUGUUCGAUGCCCUUAUACUCUAUGCGGACGUUCCCGAUGGAAGUUUCAUUCCGAUGCUGGAGGUCUUGUGCAGCAUUCACGCAUCCGUCAAGUCCCUGUCGGGUCCCACAUCCAGAGCUGUUCGGAAUCUGGCGAAGUCCAGAAGACAACUGGAAAUGGCGGAGAAUCUAUACACGUUUCUGUCAGAGUCCUCUGGUGAAAAGAGUCGUAAUCUCAAUGUUGUCCGGGGAGCAGUAUAUGUCUUUAUGGAUCUUGUACGCGCGCAUGGUCAGGACGGGAUACCGGAACUCCAGUUCAACCGUCUGAUAGACGCUCUUGGGGUGGUUGUGGUGAACAAAGACGAUGGUCGGUUGGAGGCGGAUAUUUUGGAGCUAUGUCUAAACAUUUUAGAAGGUGACUUUGUUACCGUUGCGCUGGAAAAGAACUGGAACGGGUUUGUGAAUGUGUUGAAUUCGUGUUCCCUGCGGGCUGUCGACGAGCCGGAAGAGUCCUCACCGGCCACGCCUGACGCACAGCCACUCCUCCCAAGAGGCAGCGUGUUGGACGACACGCGAUCUAACAUCCUAGCCAAUGUCAUCCAAAUCGCGUCAACCUUGGAGACCCUUUGGGAUCGCUUAAACCAUCAGCAACGACUAGACUCUGCGCGCUUCCUGAUGAACGCCUGCCGAUACAUCGAGCCUCCGCAGGCUGAACUCGUCCUUGACACGAUCAGGACGGAGGGAUUCUGCUCCCCCGAGUCUCCUGGCUGGGUCGAACAAUGCCAACGAGUCAUCCGCAGCUUCGUUCGCGCCCGGAACAAACCGUCUGACAUCAGAAUCCUAGCCCUGGACACCAUCAAAGAUUCCUUCAACAGCUAUGAUUCUCUGGUUCUUUUCCAAAAAGAGGGCCUUCUCAGCCUCAUGUUGGAGAAAUUUGCUGACGAGGAUGACAUUCUGUUCCUAGAAUCGUUGGUCUCUUUUCUUGUUGACACUUCUGUUCUUGCCAGCGAUGGCGAUACCUUCAAGCAAUUGGUGGACAUUUUAAGCUCGCCCAUGAAUAAAGAUCUGGACAAGGAAGGUGCUCUCGGAUCGGAGUCUUCGACCUUGUCUUCGGAACGUCCUUCUUAUAACAGUGUGCUGGAGUUAUCCUUGGCCAAUGUGUGCACCGUUGGGCUUGUCCGGAUGUUUUUGAGAACGUUGAAUGUGUCGGCGACCAAGGCAGCUUCGGCUUACGAGGCCCUUUUGAUGAUUGCCCAUUCCUCCGACCGUCCGGCAGACGCACGUUUGACUUCCCUGAAGCUAUUGUUCAGACUGCGUUGUGAUUCUUCUGGGUCGAUCACUGUGACCUCGGUCUCUGAAAUUGACUUCAUGAUGAAUAUCUCCGGGCGGAAUUUUGAAGCGGGUUCCAAAUCACAUGAAGACUAUGCCGGCGAUCAUGACAAUGAUAGUGAUCAAGGGCGGCCAGCAGCCCAUAGGAGACACUCAACUAAAGAGCCAUCUGCUAGUAUCUUGUCUAGGUCCACGGGGCGGAACUCAAGCAUUCCCAUUCGGGCUGCGAAACUCACUCCCCCCAUUUGGACGUUUGCCGCCCCGCAGGUCCUUCCUGAAGCCCCUCCAGAUGAAUCGAGUCCGUUCGUAUACGCUUAUGCUACUCCGGACACAAUCCACCAUAUUGAGUCAGAGCCGGCCCAGAAGGUGGCAUUGAAGGCAAAUAUGUGGCUCGAAACUGUCAUCUCACUGUUGCAACGAGAAACCAAUUGGGACCUCUACAGCUAUGUUCUUGCUCAUCUUGCGACCCAGCUUCAUAACAAGGACCUCUUCAGCAAUGCAGUUCCGCAGAUUAAACUUCUACGCAGUAUCCUUUGUGAUCAGGUCAAAAAUGAUUCCUUCCGCGAACCGCCAGCGACUACUGGUGCAAAGAAGACCGACGUUGCUGGCUACAUUUUCGACUUUCUGUGCGCGUUGAUCAGCUACCAUGGUCACUUUGCUAAAAGUGAACAAGAUGAGCUUGUUCGGGCGUUCAUGAUGGGUAUCAUAGGAUCCUGGGGAAGUACCUCGCGCGGAUGUAUACACGCACUCUCUGUCUGCUGCCACGAAAUUCCGCUUUCGGUGACAAAAUCUCUCAACGGCAUUCUUGACAAGAUGUCCAAAGUCAUCACAUUGGCCAAUCUUGCUGUGCAUAUUCUGGAAUUCUUGGCUCUUCUUGCACGUCUGCCCGAUGUCUAUAUCAAUCUGCGCGAAGAGGAGAUUCGUACUGUCUUUGGAAUCUGCGUCCGUUUCUUACAGACUUCCAGAGAGCACCGGUUCAAGGCAUCUGAGUCUCCUACGAGGGGCGCCCAUGUUUCGACCAGGACUGGUAGGGAGUCCUUGGCUUCUCCCGCAGACUCGUCGGAUCCUUCACUUCAGGACGGAAUGUCAAGAUACAUCUAUACACUCACGUACCAUGUCAUGAUUUUCUGGUUCUUGUCUUUGAAAUUGCAGGAUCGAGCGAAACAUGUGAACUGGAUAACUAGUAGACUGAUCUACACAGAUGAGCAUGAGAAGGAAACGGUUGAAGAGCCAAGCCAGGUGUUUAUUGACCUGAUGCAGAGGGCGGCUUUCUCGGACUUGGGCGAUACUAUUCCGUAUUCCACAUUCCCCCCGAGCCCAGAAGACGGACCUGCAGUCACGAAGUCAUGGAUUGUGGGAAUGAGCAUAGUGACCGUUGAGACAGCUGGUGUGUCGGGUUUGACUCAAAUCACGAAGAGACAGGCGUCGGGAACUACGUAUGCAACAUACCAGCAACGCACUGCACCCGUUCUCCCUCAUCAGGUUCCCUCAACGCCGGACGCUCACUUGCAUUCCGACACCUUGCGUACUGCGGUCCUUCCGAGCCACAUCAUCAUGCAGCUGACCACCACGGCGUUUCCCACACCUACUGUGAUGCAACCUAUUCCGCUUCCUGACGACGAUAUCACCCGUCGGGCCCUGACCACUUUCGAUCGCAAUGAUAUUGUGGACGGACACAAGAUCGGCGUCAUAUAUAUCGAUAACGGCCAGACCACCGAAGCUGAGAUACUGUCCAACACCGGCGGCAGCGCGGAUUACGAAUAUUUCCUGUCAAGACUCGGAACCAAGGUCCCGCUCCAGGGUGCGCGCUUCAAUACCCAAGGGCUGCACGCGGAUUUUGACGGAGAGUCUACUUACGCAUGGCGCGAUCGAGUGACUGAGAUCGUCUACCACGUGGCAACAAUGAUGCCUACGAACUUUGACACCGAUCCGUCGUGCGUCGGCAAGAAACGCCACCUCGGAAAUGAUUAUGUCAACAUUGUAUUCAAUCGAUCGAACACGCCGUUCAACUUCAACACGAUCCCUUCCCAGUUCAACUUCGUCAACAUUGUCAUCACCCCGGUGUGUCGCAUCACCAAUGAGCCCGGCACUGCAGAGUCAAAGCGCACCGACUUCGACAGCCUAUUCUACCAGGUGCGGGUGAUGAGCAAGCCCGGGUUUCCAGAAAUCUCGCCUGCCGCCACGCCAAAGAUCAUCUCCGCGAAGAACCUUGCCCCAUUCGUCCGUAUCCUCGCGCUCAACGCCUCCGUGUUCUCGCUCGUCUGGGACAGCGAAGGAGGCGAGCACAUCUCGUCCUGGCGCAACCGACUGCGGCAGAUCAAACGACUCCGCGAACGCGCUCUCGGAUCCCAGGCCCAAAGCUCCGAAGCUGCAGAAGGCACCUAUCCCGCUCAGCGCCGCAACACCAAAGCCAACAUCUUCUCCGAGGAGGUGCCCUCGCGCAACACUUCCGUCCACACCGACUUCGCCACAGACUGGAAUGCCGCCGCCGACGCCCAUAUUCUGGAGAACUUGGACUUUUCGCGCUGGGGUCGCUGAGGCACAGACAAGAAACUCACUUGUUGUAUCCCGAUUGUACUUAGCGUGUGUUUGGGGGGGGUUACAACAACCAACGGGAAAGAGAUGGCUGGCUUGACAAAAAAUAACUCCCUUCUUCUGGUUUUUCUUUUCUUUUUUUUUUUCUGCUUCUUCUUUGCCCUCAUGAUCCACUUGCCACGACCCGAUCGAUGAUUGUACAUCUUAACUUGAAGCUUUUGAAGCCUGUGUAAAUACCCCUCUUUGUUCUUACAGCACCACACAAAAGUUCACUUGUUUUUUUUUUUUUUUUUUUCUCGUGUCGUGAGAGAUGGCAUCUGUCAUC
Aspergillus heteromorphus CBS 117.55 is the source of this 5312-nucleotide messenger RNA. RefSeq names its product putative GTPase activating protein (Tsc2). The transcript has a single exon. Gene Ontology annotation, cellular component: cytoplasm; nucleus; TSC1-TSC2 complex. The record is from RefSeq and is a predicted model, not a curated record. Gene Ontology annotation, biological process: negative regulation of TOR signaling; regulation of small GTPase mediated signal transduction; positive regulation of GTPase activity. The coding region runs from base 284 to 4990 and encodes 1568 amino acids. Gene Ontology annotation, molecular function: GTPase activator activity. Lineage: Eukaryota; Fungi; Ascomycota; Eurotiomycetes; Eurotiales; Aspergillaceae.